AGCAGUCUGUGGAGUGUCUGAGUAGGGGUACUCCACUUUGAGUUCAACCACUCUGCCCUCUAAGAAUUAGAACCCAUGGCCCUUGUGCCAGGGAGCAGCGAGGAUGGGCCUUGGCCUAGAGAUAGCCCAGGCUCCUCCCAGCACCCAGAAAGUCCUAGGCUGACCAGCCCCCUGUGGAUGGACAGAGGAGAAAUUGGCAGGGUUGAAGGUCACCAGGAUGUUCAGGUGGUCUCUCAAAAGACUCGCCUGCCCUCCAUUGUGGUGGAAGCUUCUGAGGGGAGUGAAGAGAGCGGGGAGCUGGGUUGGCCACAAGAGGAGCUGCUGCUGCCCACUGAUGAGGAAGAGGAGGCCGAGGUCUUCUUUCAGGACCAAAGUGAAGAGGCAGGCUGGACUUGGAGCCCACUGGACCCCAGAUCUCCCUUAAGAACCUUUAACCCAGCACUCAGCUGGGGACAGGAACAGGUAGAACAAGAGGUCUCCUGGAUUCCUGAGGACACAGAGUAUCAGGAAGCCUCCAACCCCUGUCCUCUCUGGAACCCAGCAACAGGCUCCCAUGUGUGUAGAAGCUGCUUUGUGGAAUAUUCACACCUCCUGCCUCCCAGGAGCUUUGAGGGAGCUGAAGAAGAAGCUGUUCAAGAGACGGCGGGUGUUGAACCGGGAGAGGCGACUGAAGCACCGGGUGGUGGGAGCUGUAAUAGACGAAGGCCUGAUCACGCGGCACCACCUCAAGAAGCGGGCGUCCAGUGCACGUGCCAACAUUACUCUCUCUGGGAAGAAGCGCAGAAAACUCCUCCAGCAGAUCCGGCUGGCCCAGAAAGAGAAAGCAGCCAUGGAAGUGGAAGCCCCCACGAGGCAAGCCAGGACUAGUGAACUGCAGCCCAAACGGCAAAAGAAGACAAAAGCCCCCCAAGAUGUAGACAUGGAGGACCUUGAAGAUAAGAGCUAAAUCCCCACGCCUCCCACUGGAAGAUUCUCAGCUGGAGCCAGGAGGACUCUGGUUAUUUCGGAGGACUUUGGAGAAGGCAUUGCCCCUUUUCACCCUUCUCAGAUUCCUUUUCCUUCAUGGCCUAGGGAGCUGCCCUGUAGGAAUGCAUCGAGAGGAAGAGAGUGGAGAAGGAAGAUGGGAGACGGGGGUCCUUAACAGUCAGCUCAAUUUGUAAUAAAGCCCUAGACUUCUCACUGA
This is a messenger RNA of Herpailurus yagouaroundi (jaguarundi), 1183 nucleotides long. It is a transcript of the gene LBHD1, whose product is annotated as LBH domain containing 1. Gene Ontology annotation, biological process: positive regulation of DNA-templated transcription. The record is from RefSeq and is a predicted model, not a curated record. The transcript is spliced from 6 exons. Lineage: Eukaryota; Metazoa; Chordata; Mammalia; Carnivora; Felidae. Gene Ontology annotation, cellular component: nucleus. Bases 76 to 867 code for a protein of 263 amino acids.